This is a messenger RNA of Rotaria sordida, 2708 nucleotides long. NCBI's taxonomy places the organism in Eukaryota, Metazoa, Rotifera, Eurotatoria, Philodinida, Philodinidae. The record is from the annotation of a GenBank genome assembly.
AUGCACAAUCAUUCUUAUCCGCUAUUUGGUCAGCUUCCAUUCCUUUCGAACUUGGUAUCACUUGAAAUUGAAUCAAUUUGCGGAGAUAAUAUUCCAGAAUUUGAACUUCCGAAUUUGAAAAAACUUAUUUUCACUUCAUGUCCCAAUACACGUUGGCUCAAAAAUCUAACUGAACUUGAAAUGGUCACAUAUACAAUGGCAGGUUGUUGUACGAAGGACAGAGUGUUAGUAUGGCCACACACAUUAAAACUUCUCAAGAUCGUUUAUGAAAAUUAUCGAGAUUGUGCACUCAUUCCACAGUCACUCAUGAAUCUAUCUCAAUUAAUUGAUCUUGAAGUAUAUCAGAGAGAACCAGGAGGACCCUUUCCCUGUGGUGAAACAUGGGCACAAGUGAUAUCUGCAUCGAUUCCGUCGUUGAAAAACUUCAAGUUCUAUUUUCAAUUCAUAUGUCAUGAUCGACAAUUACAUCAACUUACACAAGUUGUAGCAUCCUUCUCUACGCUAUUCUAUACGCUGGAAAAGAAUUCCUUUGUACGUUGUGAUGUAUCUGCUCGGCAUGAAACACCUCUACAUGAUAAAGAAUAUGGCACAUAUAAUACAGAUAUGAGACACGUCAUUCUCUAUACUAUACCAUUCUCUUUCGAAAUAUUUACUGUCUUUAAAACUUUUUCAAAAAUGAAGAGUUUAGAUUGGUCGAGAAACGAUAUUGAUUUUGGGAGUAUCAGCAUGCGCACAAGUAUCAAAACAUUGGUCUUCAAAAGUUAUUCAGUACCUAAUUCUAUGUUUGAUCAAAGUUCUGUCAUCAAUUUGAUGAUCCAUACUUCUUUCAAUGCACUAGCUUGGACUCAUAUCUUGACCAAAUUGCGACGCAUCACUAUUGGCGAUGGGACAGCAUUAUCAUCAGAAGAUUUUAAUCUUCUAUUGAAUAAUGCACCACAUCUGUGUUCAUUAACCGCGAAAAAGAGUACACUAAAAAUACUGACCGAUAAUUGGACUGAUAUAUGCGUCUGCCGUCGUCUCUCACGAAAGAUUCGUUCAUUAACCCUUAGUUUAGAUCGAAAUACAUUGCAAUGUUUUGAGAAAAACGAACUUGAAAAAAUCUUACUCAUUUUCUCUUCACAAUGUCAGCAUUUAUCGUUGGGUGUUCAUUCACACAGCAAUACAAUUGAUUUCAUCUUACGUAAGAUGCCUCAUCUGAUCAGUCUACAUGUGCACAUCCAACGAAGAAACGUUUCACCAAUGACGAUUGAGUGAUUAGAAGAACAAAACACACGAUUCAAUCGUACAAACUGCAUUAUUACGAGUGUUGGGCACGGUUAUUCUUUUUGGCUAGGAUAAUCGCGAUAAUGAGACGCAGGAGCAUCUGAUCAACUUCUUAUCGAGCUUUUACAAAGAGACUUAUGGAAAUAGUCUCGCAUAAUUGAAGAUGAACCAGAAAAAGGCGUUCCGUGUUUAUUUUCUAGAGGGAAGAGAAUUAGACGAAACAGAGGCGUCAUGGAAUGGUUUUAGUAGAGAAAAUAAAAAUGUGUGGUAGAGGAAGUUGUAGAUUCGUUGAGAAACAGAUUGAUCUGUGUUUUAUUUCAAUACUAAACCAAUCGAUUGAUCUCAGACUUUACUCAGGUUUGGAUAACUUGAUGGCUCUAUUAGUGAAUAUUGAUUGUCACGCUUUAUUUUUUCAUAGAGCUCGAAAGUAUGAGAGUGUGGGUGUGGAUGCAUGCUAGCUUUCCCCAGACCCACACCCGCAUCCAUAUAGGUGCAGGUUCCAUUGGUCACAUGAGUUUGGUUUCCAAUCACUACGAAGAAAGCCUAUGGUCGAUGCAGAACAGCGCAGGAAGCAAUGAUUGUUUGGCAUACUAGCGUGAGACGCCAAAUGUGGAAGAGAUUAGCGUGAUUUUUACUCUCUUGGCUUUUAACUUGAUGUACUCUGAUUAAUCCAAUUAAAUAAAAUUCUAGAAUAAAUUAUAGUAGUAAUUCGCAUGAAGACUCAACUGCUAGUAGCAGUCAUCCUUCAGAUUCGCUGACUCGUUGUCGAAAGAAUUCCUGAGGAUGAGAUGAGGGUCUUUUAUAAGAAACUAAAAAUACUAUAUUCGAGUGAAUUUUUUUCUGGCUCUUUUAUAUAGGCGGAUCGAUAGAGCAUAAAAAGAUAAUAUUUAAUUCAAUUUAACCAUUGUUGUUUGACUGAGAAUAAAUGUAGUAUGUCUCAUACGAACUGUUUUAAAAUAGUGUAUUCGGAAUCAAUGUAAAAAAUUGUAUCAAACGAAAGAAAGUUUUCUUCUUACGGAAAAUUGACUGUUGAGUGACUACAAGCAAAAUUUAAGAAAAACAAUACCUGAAAGAGGCCAUAGGUUUAUUUUUCAUUGUAAAUAUACUACAUCUAUACUCAUUCAACUUUCUUAUAGUAUUUCUAGCUAAACCGUUUGAAUAUUGCCAUUUCGGCAUCUUAUUUCGUUUCAUAUUUAUAAAAGUAAUAAUUAAUUCAUAUAGUAUCUUUUUUAUUGUUUAUUAUUUAAAAAGUUAAGACAAACGAAUAAAUGUUACAUAAAUAUUCUCUUGAUAUUUGUAUUUGAAUAAAAAUUAUAAACAGACGAUGAUUAUAUUUACUCAAAAUAAAAUUUAACAUUUUAUCUAUUGAAUAUGGAAAAUAGUUAAUGAAUAGAUAUAUAUUUAUUUUUCUUCUUUCAAAACAACAUAAAAUAAAAACAAAUAGU